GAAGACAAGGAUUUAACACAAAAGUUAAGUUACGAAACAAACACUUUGGAUGAGAAGACAGUUCUUCUGGAAACUGAAGAAUUGUCAAAAACAAACGACAAGAAAAAGAAGAAACGAAAGACAAAAGAAUACGAUUCGUCUGAUUCUGAUUUGGAUAAUAAAAAGAAACGCAAGAAAAAGAGAUCGCGAAAGAAGUCUUCGAAGAGACGUAAGAGGAGGUCUUCUUCGAGUUCUAGUAGUUCUGAUUCUUCGGAUUCGAGUGAUUCUGACGAUCGAAAGAAGAGGAAAAGGAAACACAAAAAGAAAUCGAAGAAACAUAGAAAAGACUCGAAGAAAGUGUUGGAAACAAAAGAGAAGUCAAGAAUUGAGGAGAAAAAGAAAGCCAAAGAAGAGGACAUUGAAUUCGUAACUGUGUUCUCAGUCGGCGAAACACCCAUUGAACUAAAAUGGCCUAAAAAUAUGAUUAAAGUGACCGCUUGUGAGCCCAAACUUCAGUACAGCACUAAUCCUAAAGUUGCCAUUAAUUCAGACGAUUUCAAGCAAUCGAAAGAAAGAAAUAAAAUAAGUGAAGAAAUCGAGAAAAUACGACACUUUGGGACAAACAGUGAAAAUGGAUGUAAAAAUGAGAAGUUGUCGACAGAAUACGAGAAAUUUAUGGGAGAAUUGAAUCCGAGUCAUGAAAGUCAUUGCGUUACUGAAGAAUCUCGUGAUUUGGAAACAAAACUGAGAGAAAAAUUAGUCAAACAAAUGUACGACAAAAAAGAUGAAGACUUGGAUUUAAUGACAUCUUCAGAGCGCAGAGCCAUCGAAAAAAUGAAGAAAAAGGGUCACAAUUAUGAUGAAAAUGUUGACAAUAAAAAGCACGACGACUUGAAAUCUGCUCCAAUGAGUGCCUAUUAUUCAGCAAAAGUCCAAAAAAGUUCGCCAAUUCAUAGAAGCAAUGAAUCGGAAAAAUACGAAUCGAAAAGCAGUAAAACUAAUGAAUCGGAAAAUUAUCACAAAAUGAAUGAAAUUAGUCUAAACAUUAGCGAACAGCGCUCUCACAGCAGUCAUAGCUCUGAGAAAUCACAUUCAAAGGACAGAAGCCAUGAGGAGAAGAAGAGGACAACGACUGCUAAAGAACUGUUAGAACGCGUCAAACAGAAGAAGGACUCAAACAAAGAGUCUAAAGAUAGCGGCGAUAGAGACGAUUCUCAUCGCUCUAAACGUUUGCCACAAACGGCUAAAAUACCUCAUAAGAAGUGGCUCUCGAGGGCUAAGAGUUCGGUAACGACAGCGAACGCUGACUCAACACAACAAGCAUUUGUAUCGCAACCAAUGAAACUCGACAUGAAUUUUGAUUACAACUGGUAUUAUAAUUAUUAUAUGAACUCAAUGUACGGUUUGGGACAAUACCCGCAAGUGAACGACCCGUCACUGACGUCCGCCUAUUACGCGCAGUACUCAAUGGCCACCAGUUAUGACUACAGCCAAAACGAUGUGACCGAAUGGAUGGCACAACGAGGGCUUACUCUCGACUCAACCAAUGUUUUGCCCCAAAACGACGCCAAUACUGAUGAAAGUGCUGUCAAGAGUGAAGGUUUGCCCACAACUGUCGAAUCGUCUAAUCAAUUAGAUUCGACCCUCACUUCACAAAAACCGAUUGAAUCUAACGACCAAAGAGACGAUUCACAAGUGAUUGAUACGAAGGACAACACAAUCGAAACCGAUAGUAAACAACAGAUAGGAGUCGUAAUCUCGACCUCACAUUCAGACACUCCUUUCAAUUCUGAUUUAUUUUCUGAGUCUAAGAGCCAAACAGACUCAUCACUUCCUCCCAUACUUUCAGUCAAUUCGCAAGACAUGGAAAUGUCCGGCGAUAACAGUCCUUCUCCACCGCCCCCUCCGCCCCCGCGACCCCUCAUGACGACAAUGAUAUCGUCAGAACCGCUAACACUACCGAAUGGUGAGGUAUUGCCGGUCGGAACCAAACAGAUUGUUGUCCAUCCGUACCAAACGGAUGAUCCAAACAAAUUCACGGCCGACUGGUAUUACAGCGCUUUCAAUGCACAGAACAACUCACAGACAAACACUUCUUAAGACCAAUCACUCAAUCACUGGAACUUUCAUUUAAUUAAACAUUUAA
Molecule: messenger RNA, 2125 nt
Organism: Medioppia subpectinata
Lineage: Eukaryota; Metazoa; Arthropoda; Arachnida; Sarcoptiformes; Oppiidae
Source: the annotation of a GenBank genome assembly